AUGAAAUUAUUUGUCGCAUUUUUUGCCGUUUUUGCGGUCGUAGCCGGUGUCGAAGUGCCUACCAACGAGUACUUGCCUCCUGCAGAAGUGGCUGGAUUUGAACAAGUUGCUGUGGAACCUCAGGCAGCUGCCGUCCUUGCUGAUGACGGUUACCGUUACAAGACUGUGCGUCGUCUGAAAUACCGCCACCGCCGUGAUGUCAGUGAACUUCCCACCAACGAAUAUUUGCCACCUGUGGCCAGCGCUCCAGUAGCUGUUGCUGAGCAACAAUUUGUUGUUGAACCACAAGAAUCCGCCGUCCUUGCUAACGAUGGUUACCGUUACAAAGCUGUGCGUCGUCUGAAAUAUCGCCAUCGUCGCGAUGUCAGCGAACUCCCCUCCAACGAAUAUCUGCCACCUGUAGCUGUUGCUGAGCAACAAGUUGUUGUUGAGCCACAAGAAACCGCCGCCCUUGCUGAUGAUGGUUACCGUUACAAGACUGUGCGCCGUCUGAAAUACCGCCACCGUCGCGAUGUCAGCGAAUUACCCUCCAACGAGUACCUGCCCCCAGCUCUCAACGUUCCCGUAGCUGUAGCUGAACAAGUUGUUGUUGAACCCCAAGAAUCCGCCGUCCUUGGUGAUGAUGGCUAUCGUUACAAGGCUGUGCGCCGCUUGAAGUACCGUCAUCGUCGUGAUGUCAGUGAACUCCCCUCCAACGAAUAUCUGCCACCUGUAGCUGUUGCUGAGCAACAAGUUGUUGUUGAGCCACAAGAAUCCGCCGCCCUUGCUGAUGAUGGUUACCGUUACAAGACUGUGCGUCGUCUAAAAUACCGCCACCGUCGCGAUGUCAGCGAAUUACCUUCCAACGAGUACCUGCCCCCAGCUCUCAACGUUCCCGUAGCUGUAGCUGAACAAGUUGUUGUUGAACCCCAAGAAUCCGCCGUCCUUGGUGAUGAUGGCUAUCGUUACAAGGCUGUGCGCCGCUUGAAGUACCGUCAUCGUCGUGAUGUCAGUGAACUCCCCUCCAACGAAUAUCUGCCACCUGUAGCUGUUGCUGAGCAACAAGUUGUUGUUGAGCCACAAGAAUCCGCUGCCCUUGCUGAUGAUGGUUACCGUUACAAGACUGUGCGCCGUCUGAAAUAUCGCCAUCGCCGCGAUGUCAACGAACUUCCAUCUAACGAAUAUUUGCCCCCUGUGGCCAGCGCUCCAGUAGCAGUUGCUGAGCAACAAGUUGUUGUUGUGCCACAAGAAUCCGCCGUCCUUGGUGAUGAUGGCUACCGUUACAAGGCUGUGCGUCGUCUGAAAUACCGUCACCGUCGCGAUGUCAGCGAACUGCCCUCCAACGAGUACCUGCCACCAGCUGUCAGCGCUCCCGUGCCGGUUGCAGAACAACAAGUUUUUGUUGAACCACAGGAAGCUGCAGUUCUUGCUGAAGAUGGAUACCGUUACAAAACUGUACGACGCCUGAAAUAUCGCCACCGUCGCGUUUAA
Molecule: messenger RNA, 1470 nt
Organism: Anastrepha obliqua
Lineage: Eukaryota; Metazoa; Arthropoda; Insecta; Diptera; Tephritidae
Exons: 1
Coding region: 1-1470 (489 amino acids)
Source: RefSeq, a predicted model, not a curated record